Messenger RNA from Lotus japonicus, 2227 nucleotides. RefSeq lists its product as uncharacterized. The record is from RefSeq and is a predicted model, not a curated record. Gene Ontology annotation, biological process: GPI anchor biosynthetic process. Gene Ontology annotation, cellular component: mannosyltransferase complex; endoplasmic reticulum membrane. Bases 459 to 1940 code for a protein of 493 amino acids. Gene Ontology annotation, molecular function: GPI mannosyltransferase activity; alpha-1,6-mannosyltransferase activity. NCBI's taxonomy places the organism in Eukaryota, Viridiplantae, Streptophyta, Magnoliopsida, Fabales, Fabaceae. The transcript has 7 exons.
AACAAAGAAAAGAACAAGAACUAAAAAGAAAAAGGAAGACACCAGAUUACACCAACAACCAAGUCCCCAAGCCCAAAAUUAUGAACCAAACGGAAAUCCCACCACCAACAAACUGCCCAAGAAAAUUCAGGAACACGUACACCACUGGCUGGAACAACAGAAGGCCCGUAGCACACCGCAACACUAAAUUACAAAGCUGAGAAACAAUCCAAGGGACAGCUCUUCCAUUCAAAGAGUGAGUUCUGGAAUCCCAUCAAUUUCGACUUUAACCAGUGCCAGGAACGAACUUGAAUUAAAUCAAGGAUAACACUCCCAGAUACAGCUCCAUUAUUAAAAACGAUCUCAUUCCGAAGUAGCCAUACCUAUAGGGACCAAACUGUGGCCAUCCAAAAAAAAAACUAGACUUUCCAUACAUUAUAAUCUUUACAUUUUGUAGGGGUUAGAUUCAAUUUUGCAAAAUGGUUCAAACAUCAAACCCUCCUCCUCCUCCUCAUCACCAAGCAUUGGUCAUAAAAUCAGCAAUAUACUCAAGGCUUGCUGUGCUCACCCUAAUCACCAUUUGUCGAACUCUACUUUCCCCUUACGACACCUCUUCCCCCUUAAACCCUCCUUGCCUCUCCUCCACCACCACCUCCAACCACCCUCUUCCUCCUCAAUCUCGCAUCGAAAACUCCGUCGUCUGGGACUCCAUCUACUUCCUCCGCAUUGCUCAGUGCGGCUACGAGUACGAGCAGACCUACGCUUUCUUACCCCUCCUUCCCCUCUCCAUUUCCUUCUUCUCUCGCACCGUUUUCGCUCCCCUCAUCCCCUUCUUUGGCCAAAGAGCCGUUCUCGCUCUCUCUGCUUAUGUAAUCAACAAUCUCGCUUUCGUCCUCGCCGCGCUUUUCCUUUACAGACUUUCCAUAACUAUCUUGAAGGAUCCUGAAGUAGCAUUACGCGCUACGAUUUUGUUCUGCUUCAAUCCGGCGUCUAUUUUUUAUUCAUCAAUAUACUCAGAGAGUCUGUAUGCUCUUCUUUCUUUUGAAGGAUUGUACUACUUUGUAUCUGGUGGAAAUAAUAAAGCCGUUCUUCUUCUGGCUCUCUCUGGUUGUGCAAGGUCUAAUGGGGUUCUUAAUGCGGGAUAUCUCUGUUUUCAGACCAUGCAUCGGGCUUAUCAUGCCAUAUUUCAGAAAAAGCGUGUUGCUUUGGCAUUGCAGAUUGUUACUGUUGGUGCUUUACGUAGUGCAUGCAUUUUUGCUCCAUUCAUAGCUUUCCAGGCGUAUGGCUAUUACAAUAUGUGUGUCGGACAUUCUCCUGAUGAAAUAAGGCCUUGGUGCAAGGCUAGGGUACCGCUACUUUACAAUUACAUUCAAAGUCGUUAUUGGAAUGUGGGUUUCUUGAGAUAUUUUCAGCUGAAACAGUUGCCUAACUUUCUUCUUGCUUCCCCAAUGCUAUCUCUGGCACUUUGCUCAAUUGUCCAUUUUGCUAAGUCUAGGCCUCAGAUCUUUUUCUCACUGGGUUUCCAAACUACUAUUAAUGAGAAGAGCUGUGGAGUUGUAUUUUUGUCAGAUGAUCUCUCAAGGUCCAAAGUAGCUGGAAUUGUGGAGAAAUCCUCUUUAGAAGAACACUUCAAUCUUAGGAGGAGAAAGAAUGUGAUUAAAGGGGAUGUUGCUAAUGUUCCCACAGAAUCUGAGCCAGCAGCCGCGCCAGGUUACUUGUCGGCAUCUGUUCUCCCAUUUGUGUUACACUUGGGAUUCAUGGCAGCCACUGCUUUUCUUGUCAUACACGUUCAGGUGGCCACCCGUUUCUUGUCUUCCAGUCCUCCUCUUUAUUGGUUUGCUUCAUAUGUAAUGACAUACCCUGCAAAAUGCUUUAGAUGGGGGUACAUGAUAUGGGCAUACUCUGCGGCAUAUAUUUUUCUUGGCAGUUUGCUCUUUUCAAACUUCUAUCCUUUUACAUGAUGAGGAAUAGAUAGAUAGCUGGACAGAUACUCGAUAGAUAGAUGGUGCUACUUGGAAAUUGUAGGUCAUUUUAUUUCAUGCAAUAUACAUGGGAAUAGCAGCCAUAAAGUGUUGCUGUUGAGUUUCAGAUCUGUGCUGGUUGCUUUGCCCAUUUGGUGGUUCAUGUUAUAUACACGUUAGGUCAGCGUGUAGUCUGUAAUUGUUUUAAGUGUCUUUGAAUACUUGUUGAGUGCAAACUUUCAUCCCAAAUUCUUUGAAGAACUUCUUUUACCUUUUAUCUGUGUUAA